UAUAGCACCACCAAAUUUAACUUCUUAUUUACCAGCAGAUCAUUAUUCCACCACGUACACGUACACUAGCUAGCUAACACUAGCUGCGUGCCACCGCGCUCGGUCAUGGACUACGGCAGCGGGAGCACCGGCACGGGCAACACGAUGGCGCCGCCGCCGCAGCAGUAUAGCAGCUGCAGCUCCGUGUCGCCGCCGUCGCGGGUGUCGUCGUGCUCGCCGCCGCCUGCUCCCCACGCCGCGCAGGUGGUGGUGGGCAACGCGCCGCCGACCGUGGUGCUGAGCCCGUGCGCGGCGUGCAAGAUCCUCCGCCGACGCUGCGCCGACGGCUGCGUGCUGGCUCCCUACUUCCCGCCGACCGAGCCGGCCAAGUUCACCACCGCGCACCGCGUCUUCGGCGCCAGCAACAUCAUCAAGCUCCUCCAGGACCUGCCGGAGAGCGCGCGCGCGGACGCGGUGAGCAGCAUGGUGUACGAGGCGGAGGCGCGGCUGCGGGACCCCGUGUACGGGUGCGCGGGGGCGGUGUGCCGGCUGCAGAAGCAGGCCAACGAGCUCAAGGUGCAGCUGGCGCGGGCGCAGGCCGACCUGCUCAACGCGCAGGCGCAGCACGCCAACCUGCUCGCGCUCGUCUGCGUCGAGAUGGCCAACCGCCGCGACAGCCACCAGAACCAGCACCAGCACCCGUCGCCGCCGCUGAUGGACGGCGGCGGCGGCGGCCACUUCGUCGGCGCGGCGGCGUACCACGCGUUUUACGACUCGGACCUGGACUCGGCGACGUGGCCGGAUCACGAAGCCCAGCUCUGGACCUGAGAUCAGCAGCCGAUAGACCACCUUAGUGGCUCCAAGUGAUACAAGUACUUGGAUAUAACACAUAUGCGUGCUGCAAGUCCGCAACCGUGUACUGUAGCUCAGGAACGGUAACGUUUUCCAGAUCUCUGGUCGCUUGCUGGCUGCUGCAAGACGUGUACGCAUAGUAGCCCGGCCGUAAUUAUGGCUGUACGACUAUUAGAGCAACUUCAGUAGGACUUCUAAAUUUGGGUGAGCAAAUGUCUAUUUAGAAGUUCAUUUUUAAAUUUUACUCACCCAAAUAUAGGCCUCCACUCCAGCAGGCCGAGUAAAUUGGGCUUCUAUAGAGGGUCCAUAGUUGGCAGCCCAAAUAGAGGGCCACCAAAUUGAGGGGGUGGGGGGAGAAAUUUGGAAGGCCUACCAAAAUAGCAGCCUAUUUGGAAGGCCUGCUGUAGAUCAAUUUUUUACACCCACCGAGCAAAUAUAGAGAUAGAAGCCCAUUUAGUAUCCCUGCUGGAGUUGCUCUUACUAGCUAUUUCGUCAAUAC
This is a messenger RNA of Panicum virgatum (switchgrass), 1330 nucleotides long. Its product is annotated as LOB domain-containing protein 1-like. The coding region runs from base 106 to 807 and encodes 233 amino acids. The transcript is spliced from 2 exons. Lineage: Eukaryota; Viridiplantae; Streptophyta; Magnoliopsida; Poales; Poaceae. The record is from RefSeq and is a predicted model, not a curated record.